AUGGGACAGUUUGCCCAAACUGCUAAUUGUCAGACCGCCAACAUGGAGAGCUCUAUUCCAGAGGCCAGGAUGUUAGUGUGUGAGCACGAUCAAGGAGCCACAGAGGAAGUAACAGCCGUAAAGGCCACCAUUGUAGAGCUGAAGAAAGAUGUGGACUACCUAAAGUCCACUGAUAUAUCCAAGAUUUUUGGAACAGUGAAAGUUCCAGAUGCGCCCGAAAUGCCUCAGAAUGCCGCAAGACAUGGAGAUGGAACGGUGCAUAUAAUUGAUCCUAAAUCGGAGGUAGAAACUGACGAAGAGUUAUUUGAGGAAGCUACAGCGGAUGACAUAGCCGAGACUGAAGAAAUCAUAAUAAAUGUUGUUGUGUGA
This is a messenger RNA of Solanum stenotomum, 369 nucleotides long. RefSeq lists its product as uncharacterized. Bases 1 to 369 code for a protein of 122 amino acids. The transcript has 2 exons. The record is from RefSeq and is a predicted model, not a curated record. NCBI's taxonomy places the organism in Eukaryota, Viridiplantae, Streptophyta, Magnoliopsida, Solanales, Solanaceae.